GAAAACAAAAAGGAUCGGGUGCAGUUGCAGAGUUCACGAAGAGCUAAGCAGAAGCCAUCUGAGAACCGAGAGAGAGGGUGACCCAUCACCCACCUUCAACCCUAACUUCCGAUUUUCUCACCCCCCAAACAACCAUUUCUCCCUCUCGCUCUCUCUCUCCUCUCUCUCUGUGUUUUACUUUUCUUUUUCCCAUGAAAAGGGUUGGAAAAAGAGCAAGCAAGCACAAAAGGAAGAGCAAGACGGCGGGGGAAGGCGUCGCUUCGAUGGAUGUCUCACACUCGUCAAUUGGAGUUCUCACUCGAGCUAAAUCCCUAGCUCUCCAGAAAUCCUCCUCCUCGCUCCCGACUUUUCCUCCGCCAUCGCCCCCGUCGCCGCAGCAGCAGCAGCAGCUUGUGGACGGAGGUGGGCCGUUUCUACAGCUUCGGAAUCGCCGGCUUCAGAAGAAACCCUCAAUUGUUGUGAUUCGUUCCGGCAAACGGAGGAAGCUGAGGAAGAAAGCUGCAUGCGUCGAAUGCCCUAACCCUAAUUCCAAAAAAUUGGAUUCGCCUGUGGGUUCGCUGCGCGGCGGCUCCGGUGGCGAUGGGUCUCGGUCGGGUUCAUUUGCGGAGAGUGUUGUGUGUGCGAAGGAGAAAGAGAUGCUAGUCGAUGAAAAGGAAGCCAACAAGGAUCUGGGCGUCGACUCUUCGCCUGAAGAAAAUAUCUUUGAGCUUGAAGGCAGAGAAAGGACCACGAGGGAAUCUACGCCAUGCAGUGUGAUGAGGAAUCCAGAAACUGUAAGGAUCCAAAGUGAAGAGAGUCUGCCAGUGCCAGGUGGUCGUAAUCUACCGACAACUCAUGAAAUGGACGAGUUUUUCUCUGGUGCUGAGGAAGAACAACAAAGACAGUUCAUUGAAAAGUACAACUUUGAUCCGGUGAACGAGAAACCAUUGCCAGGACGCUACAAGUGGAAGAGAGUAGACCAUUAAUAAAAGGUCAAUACAGACGCUUAUAAUAUUUCCUGCUAAUUAUCAGUUGAUCAGUGAACAGGAAUCAUGGUUCAGCUGCAAAGGUUGGUGGUUCCAGUUUCUAGCUUCCGUCAUCUGUAUAACUUUAACAUGCAAAGAAAAGAAGUAGGAAAUCUGUGUGUAGAGACAAAACCAAUACCAGGCCUUUGUCCAACAGAGCAUCAUAGACCCAUAAGGGAAGGUUACAAAGAACAGGGGUUUAGGGUUUCCAGGUUUAGACAGAUCUCUUAGGGCAGUCUUCUUCUUUUUCCAGUACAGGAACUUUACUCUGCAUUUCCUCUUGUUCCUUUCUACUGUAGCCUUCUCAUCCAUCCUUUCGUGUAUAGAUGUGUACUGAUGAAACAUCUGAGAGUGAGAAAUCUCUCCAAUAAAAUAUUUACCCUCGUCUUUUUUUUUUUUUUUGGAUUCUUGAGAAUGCAAAGGCAAAUGACUGAUAAUGGAAGGGGGACAAACGGUGAUGGUUGUGGAUUGGAUGGGGAUAAUGUCUCUUUAGUGCUAACUUUACUUGGUUUUGUUUUUGUUGGUAAAUCAAAGUGGAAGAUUCUCUGUCUUCGCUCUCAGUGUCCAUUGUACUUUCCACUUUGAUUUUUUUUUUUCAUCUUGUUUGCAUUUCAAAGCUCGAGAUAUCGUUUGUAUGUAAAAGAGAGACAUUUUGCAUUCUA
Messenger RNA from Tarenaya hassleriana, 1666 nucleotides. Its product is annotated as cyclin-dependent kinase inhibitor 4-like. The record is from RefSeq and is a predicted model, not a curated record. Gene Ontology annotation, cellular component: nucleus. Bases 192 to 965 code for a protein of 257 amino acids. Gene Ontology annotation, molecular function: cyclin-dependent protein serine/threonine kinase inhibitor activity. NCBI's taxonomy places the organism in Eukaryota, Viridiplantae, Streptophyta, Magnoliopsida, Brassicales, Cleomaceae. Gene Ontology annotation, biological process: negative regulation of cyclin-dependent protein serine/threonine kinase activity. The transcript is spliced from 3 exons.